AGAUGUUACGGUCAAUUCGGUCUCUAUUCGAGGCUAUCAGAUGCAAAGACCUAGAAGUAGCUAGGUUACUUCUCGAGGCAGGCAUGUCUGCCACCGUAACGUACGCCGAUGAUGAGAGCGGGGAGACACCUUUACAUAUCGCUAUUCGAACAAAUCAACCGGAUAUGGUUCGACUCUUACUACAGCACGGCGCUAGUUUGGACAAAGUGAAUAGCAACAAACAAAGACCAUCCGAUCUAGCUAUACCUUUCCCGGCUAUUCAGACGAUUCUCAAAAAUUGUGAUGAAAUUCAAGCCUUCGUGCCGACAAUAACAUACGGGACCAAAAUCGUCGCCGACCACACCUGUGCUGAUUGGCCCCUGCUACAUAGCAAAUUGGCGUGGUGCUCUACCGAACCAAACAUGUGCUCCACUAAAAGUAACUCGAACAAUGCUUAUGCACUGGUGGAUGGCAAUGAUAAGACGUACUUGGAAAUGACAAUGCGGCAUGAUGCCAGUAAUUUCAUAGUGUUCGACUUUGGUAGAGAUUUUCUCAUAUCGGGCAUACGAAUUUGCGGGAACUCUUCACCAAAUAUGCUAAAGGAAUUUACCCUCGAGACGGCAGACAGCGUAGACGGCCCUUGGACGAUUUGCAGGGUCUUUACUGCUGAGCAAAAAGGAAUGGAUUCCUACAAUGCUGGACGAGGUGACAACCAAGAUUUUAAAGGGCUUAAGAUAAAAAGCCGGUUAAUCAAGCUUGUUGUCAAUUCAAACCAUGGUGGUUACAGUACUUGCUGGAAUGGAAUAGGCUUCUUUGGUCUCGACAGCAAACUGAGAGAUCUGCUGAAGCAAUUCCAGCUCAUGCAUAGAUUCAAUGACUUCAUUAACAUGGGAUUUGUGCAAGUAAAGGAUCUUUGGAUGGUAAAUGAUGCCGAUGUCAAGCGGCUAUGUCGGGGAAAUGCGCAGGAUGUUGCGAAAGUUACUGAAGCAUUGAAGGCGGCAAGAAUUGAAGAAAAUCGGCUGACGAGCUUAGACUUCGGUGUCGCACCAAUCCGCUUCCAUCCAGAAGGCAAACGUCUACCUGAAUUCACGGUCAUAGGUGACGCAGGAUGUGAAGACGAAAUUUCCUUAGCUUUUCAAGGUGAUCCGGAUGUUGAAGGGGUGCUAACGAAAAGACUUGUGCCAGAUCUGAAAAGUGGUCGAAGUAUAGCUUCGUUCAACGGCAUAUCGUUAAGUCCGGUCGGUAAUUACGUCAUCGAAGCAUAUAGCGUCGCCUGCCCAGAAAUCUUUGUCCAUACGUCAGAGCCAACAUCGAUCGUGUUCUUUAUGAAAGACAAAGGGAAUGUAAACGACACUUUUAGUGAGCUCGACAGUAUUUUAAAUUUAUAGAUAGUUUUCUAUCUGGAAAGGAACCCCGGUACAGACGGACUUCUUGGCUGACACGAUUAAAUGAAAGACCUGCCUUGAGAUUCUCAGAUUUAUCGUAUCAGCGGAAGAAAAUAAAUACAGUAAACAGUUGUUCCGUG
This is a messenger RNA of Sphaeroforma arctica JP610, 1504 nucleotides long. RefSeq lists its product as hypothetical. The transcript has 10 exons. Gene Ontology annotation, molecular function: protein binding. NCBI's taxonomy places the organism in Eukaryota, Ichthyosporea, Ichthyophonida. The annotation marks the transcript as partial. The record is from RefSeq and is a predicted model, not a curated record.